AUAGAAACCAUUUUUCAAGAAUAUGUUUUUUCAAGCAAAAACGGAAACAGUUCCUCGAAUUCUAGUUAAUCCACAUCCUUUCACGUAAAGGUUUUAGUAAAAAGGUCACUGAAGUUUCAUAUACGGGAUGUUAUUAUCACAAAAUUAGGAGAAACUCUUCUCUAUUUAGCUAGUAGGUGUGCUUCCUGUUUCUAAACAAGCGCGGUGCAUCUGUGCCGAAUUACUUCGGAACUUGGGAUUCGAUUUCAAAUUAUCGCUGCUGUAGAGAAUUUACUGUUUAUUUUUAUCUCUUUUUGCAAAGGACAGCGUUGCCUGUCUUUAUCGGAAAAUCACCACAUUUUCCCACUGCAAUUUUAACCUUACAUCAACAUACUUGGUUCCAGGAGGCUGUGGGAAAUCACAGUUCUGCAAGGAGACAAACAUGUCUCUUGUUUUGGUUGAAAACCAGUUAUCAAUUGUGGUUAGUCUUCAUCAAGUAUUAAUAAUGGCGAAGUUUUAAAGCCUUCGAAAAAUUGGCUUAGAUAAUAGUAUUUAGAUAAGGGUCAUGUUAUUUUUAAGAAAAAGCUCCUGAAGUUCAAAACCCACACAGUAAUUUAAAUUUGUUAAGGCAUGAAGCAUUCUUACGGCCUUAGUAACUUGUAAUUUUAGAAUUUGAAUUACGCAUGUGGUUUGGAAUUUCUAAGCUGAGCCUGCUCUGCUUGAAUUGUUGCUUCAGAAUAGCCUGGUGCAUAUACGUAUAGUCUGUAAUGUAUUGUUUCCGGCUAAAUGUGCAGAGGAAUAUUCAAGCAUGUCAAGAAUAAAAGAAGUUUUUCAGCCGAAAGGAAGGCAUGCAAGAACAAUGUCGAACGUAUCUACAAAAUCUGCAAGGUCCAGGACCCUGUCCCAUGGAAGUGGAAGCGACGAGUGUGACGAGAAGGAAAUAACGUUGUUUGUACAUCCGGUCUCCAAGAAACUCCUCUGUAUGCUCUGUGGAAGUGUUUUUAAAGAACCAAUCAUUGCAUCUUGUGGACAUACGUUCUGCCGAAUCUGUGUUUCAAUAAAGAACAACGAACCGUGUCCUGUCGAUGGGGCCAAGUUGACAGCUGUUGUUGCAAAUUUAGCCGUGGACGAACAAAUAAAUGAAUUAUACAUUCAUUGCAAAUAUGGCUGUCGUCCAUGCUCAAGCGGGGUUCCUGGUGAAUAUGAAAUCCAUCCUGAUGGUUGUCCAAUGGAAAUUAAGUUUGGGACCAGAGCGGAACACGAGGCCCUUUGUGAGUAUGCUCCUAUUCGGUGUCCCAACAGUUCAACUUGUCCAACUAUGAUAAAACUGGACCUCGAAGAACAUCUUGCACAAUGCCAACAUCUGAGAUGCCCAAAUUCGAGAUUCAAUUGUCCAUUCAAAGGAACUGAUGAACAAGUUGAUUCUCAUUUAAAAGAUUGCAAAUUUGAAGGACUCAAGGAUUUUCUUCAACACACUGAGGAGCGUAUGCAACGUACUUUGACCCUUCUAGAAGAGAAAGACCAGGAAAUAAGUUUUUUGAAGUCAAUGCUUGCUAAAGUAACAGAAAGAAUGGAUCGCAUGGAAAAGGCAGUAGAAAUACGAGUUGACCUGCUUGAUGAAGGGCAGACAAAAUUAUCAUCAGAUCUCCUUGAUGCACGUCGAAGUCUCAAUCAUAUUGAGCAAGAACUAUCAAGCAUGGAUGCCCGUGUUUUCAAUAUCGGAUCAUUUGAUGUUCAGCCAACACUUAAAUGCAAAGGCACCUUUGUUGGUCAUCAAGGCCCAGUUUGGUGUUUAUCUGUAUUUGGUUAUUAUCUGUUUAGUGGAUCGUCAGAUAACACUAUUAAGGUUUGGGAUACCAGAUCAAACUACAAGUGCAUCAAAACAUUGAAUGACCACACUGGCAUGAUUUUAGCCUUGUGUGCACACAGAGGGAGGUUGUAUAGUGGAUCAGCAGACUGUACUAUUGGGGCCUAUGACCUCGAGUCGCUUGAACUGAUUGAAAAUGUCACCGGUGGUGAGAACCCAAUUUGCACGUUGGCUGUUGGACAGAAUAUGCUGUUUAGUGGAUCACUCAAAAGCAUUAAGGUGUGGGAUCUGCAGACCCUGAAGACGAUCAAAGAACUGACUGGUCUGAAUCAUUGGGUCCGCGCUUUAUUUACCAACGAUUUGUAUCUUUUUAGUGGAUCAUAUCAAACUAUUCUCGUAUGGGAUCUGCAAACUCUCGAAUGUAUAAGGUCCCUUGAGACAUCAGGCGGCAGUGUCUACUCCAUUGCAGUUACCCGGCAACACAUUGCAUGCGGAACAUACGAGAACUGUAUUCAUGUAUGGGACGUUAACACAUACAAGAAAAUUGGCACUUUAUCAGGCCACGUUGGAACUGUCUACGAUUUGGUUGUAAUGCAAAUGGUGGAUACAACAAAGAUUAUUAGCGCUUCGUACGAUCGAUCACUUCGGGUUUGGAGUUUGGAUAACAUGAACUGUGUUCAGACGUUGAUUCGGCAUCAAGGUAGUGUUACGUCACUAGCCGUGUCGAGAGGUCGACUCUUCUCUGGUGCUGUGGACAGUACGGUCAAGGUAUGGCAAUAAACGUGCUAAAAGAAAAAUGAAAAGCCAAAUCGCAGCAUUAUUCUUUACUGUUAUCUUCGAACAAGCAUACCAAGUAGAGAGAGUGUCAUUGAGGUAUUGUCUGUCAGCCCUAGCUGCCUAAAGUGAUGAACUGAUGCCUACAUAGUUCAGCUUGCCAGCUCGUUUGAGAAUCUGUUGCGAAAGCUUUCCCGUUGUUUGGAUACUGCAGAUGGACACUUUUGGAUAGGCAGUUGUAAACGGGUAACUUUGGAUAGGCACUUGUGAAUGGGCACUUCAAAAUGGGAAGUUGCGUUCGACGUUCAGCUGAAAUCAUGUUUGUCUAAGGAACCAGACAACAGCUCUUUGCUGCACUACGCUCUUCAAGAGAGCAAUAAUAACAGUUUGCAAUCAAUAAAAAAUUAUUUUUUAGCAAGUAGUUAGUAGUAAUUAUUUUAGAUUUUAACUAGAAAUAGCGUUUUUAGCGUAUUUGAUUUUACUUCUCUAAAUUAUCGGAUAUAUGAAGUAUUUGCCUAAUUGUAUCAUGUUUUACACAAAUAACACAACUUCUUUAGUAGGUGGAACAUCAUUCCUUUUCUAUUUUUCCAUGUGCCUGCACACUAAGCUGUAAAACAGAAUAAUCAACGCUGUCACUUAUCAUUCGUUUAUUGAUAUUCUGGGUAUCAUAAACCGCUCCUUGUUUAUUCCACUCAUUCUUAUACGUAUUUUCGCGUCUCUAUUCCGACUCAUAAAGAUGCCUGGUUGCUGUGAAUAGAAAACAAAAAAAGAAACCCAAUUAAAUUUUGGUACUACAGAAGCAUUCCAGUAGAGAUUUUGAUGCAACUUGUUAAUAUGACCGCAUAUCUUUCAUGUCAAGGUACUUUUUGUUAUUCAACCCUUCCUAUCUUGAUCUAUGUACACAAGAAAUCUAGCUAGUUAUAUUAAAAUGAAAACGUUUUAUAUUGUCAAUUUGUAGUCCUAAUUUAAUUUGUAUGGUAGAAAAUUGGAGCGACAUUUAUUUAUAAUUUCGCGGUAACUGCAGCCCUAUGUUGAA
Molecule: messenger RNA, 3596 nt
Organism: Rhopilema esculentum
Lineage: Eukaryota; Metazoa; Cnidaria; Scyphozoa; Rhizostomeae; Rhizostomatidae
Product: E3 ubiquitin-protein ligase TRAF7
Biological process (GO): Notch signaling pathway; ribosomal large subunit assembly
Cellular component (GO): nucleolus
Molecular function (GO): protein binding; zinc ion binding
Source: RefSeq, a predicted model, not a curated record